Messenger RNA from Xenopus laevis (African clawed frog), 5672 nucleotides. RefSeq names its product protein phosphatase, Mg2+/Mn2+ dependent 1H S homeolog (gene ppm1h.S). Gene Ontology annotation, cellular component: mitochondrion. Gene Ontology annotation, molecular function: metal ion binding; [pyruvate dehydrogenase (acetyl-transferring)]-phosphatase activity; protein serine/threonine phosphatase activity. The record is from RefSeq and is a predicted model, not a curated record. The transcript has 10 exons. Bases 316 to 1848 code for a protein of 510 amino acids. NCBI's taxonomy places the organism in Eukaryota, Metazoa, Chordata, Amphibia, Anura, Pipidae.
GAGCAGCUUCUUCAGUCCGGCUUUGGCUCCUUUACAAGAGACAAAACACGUCCUUGCCGGUCACAUGGCCAUAUGCCAGUCACAUGAUCAAAGGUUUCGCUCUAAGAUCACACAGAGAGCUGGGAGGCUGCAGGGCAGGAGCGUAGAUCUGACACACUCUGCCUGAUAUUUGCUAGCCUGAUCCAUGCAGCGAUUUGCAUGCGGGGAGGGGGAAGGGAGAUCAGCUGGAGCGAGCCGACUGGCUGCAAGUAGCAGUGACAUCCCUCUGCUUUGCUGCUUAUUGAAUGCUUUUACCAGCAGUUAUCAGCGUGUAAUAUGUUCACUAGAGUCAAAUCUGCUCUGGUCAGUUUCAUGGGAGGCAUCAUGGCUGGCAACUCUGGCUUGGAUCAUGCCAACAGCUCUGAUAUGCCGGUCAGGUUUUCAUACACUAGACCUGAGUUCCUUGGUCUGUCCCAGGAUGAGAUUGAGUGCUCGGCCGAUCACAUCGCUAGACCCAUCAUCAUCCUAAAGGAAACACAGAGGUUACCAUGGAGCACCGGCUAUGCGGAAGUGAUAAAUGCGGGUAAAAGCACACACAAUGAGGAUCAAGCAAGCUGUGAGGUAGUGUUUGUGAAGAAGAAAGCUGGAGUCCAGUCUACCCCAAACAAAAACUCUUCAAGCAAAAGAAGGUCAUCUCUGUCAAAUGCAGAGGGCUUACAGCUUAAGGACAACCAGGAAGUAGAUGGAAUAACAUUCCAUUACUGGGCACUAUUUGAUGGUCAUGCUGGAGCAGGAGCUGCUGUUGUCGCAUCCAAACUUCUCCAUCAACAUAUAUCUGAGCAAAUUCAGGACAUAAUAGAUAUCCUGAAAAAUUCUGCUGUUUUGCCUCCUUCCUGCUUGGGUGAAGAUCCAGAAAGCACCUCAAGCAACAGUAGGACACUUACCAGAGCAGCUUCCCUACGUGGUGCAGUGGGUGUUCCAGGAUCACCCAGCACACCACCAACGCGAUUCUUUACAGAGAAAAAGAUUCCACAUGAAUGUCUUGUCAUUGGAGCUCUUGAAAAUGCCUUUAAGGAGAUGGAUCUACGAAUUGAACGUGAAAGAAGCACUUACAAUAUAUCAGGUGGCUGCACAUCACUUAUUGUAGUAUACUUGUUGGGGAAAUUGUAUGUAGCCAAUGCUGGUGACAGCAGGGCUAUAAUUAUUCGAAAUGGUGAGAUCAUUCCUAUGUCUUCAGAAUUUACUCCAGAGACAGAAAGACAGCGUCUCCAAUAUUUGGCAUUUCUACAGCCACAUCUACUCGGAAAUGAGUUUACACAUUUAGAAUUUCCAAGACGUGUGCAGAGAAAAGAGGUGGGAAAAAUAAUGCUGUACAGGGACUUCAAUAUGACAGGCUGGGCAUAUAAAACAAUUGAAGAAGCCGAUUUAAAAUUCCCCCUGAUAUACGGAGAGGGCAAAAAGGCUCGUGUUAUGGCUACAAUUGGUGUAACAAGAGGGCUCGGGGACCAUGACUUGAAAGUACAUGACUCGAAUAUUUAUAUUAAACCUUUCCUAUCCUCAGUCCCCGAGGUGAGAGUCUACGAUCUUGUGCAACAUGAACACAGUGCAGAUGAUGUGCUUGUUCUGGCAACUGAUGGGCUUUGGGAUGUGUUGCUUAAUGAAGAGGUCUUAGAAGCUGUUACGGCUUUCCUUGCAAACUGUGACCCUGAUGAUCCUCACAGAUACACCCUGGCAGCACAGGAUCUGGUAAUGCGGGCGAGAGGCGUGCUCAAAGACCGGGGCUGGAGAAUAUCAAACGACAGGCUGGGCUCAGGAGACGACAUCUCUGUUUACGUCAUCCCUUUGGAACAUGGAAACAGAGCAUUAUGAUCUGAACACUCAGUGGCUGCAUUUGCUAGGGGAAAAGGCAGAUUUUAUCGUUUAUAUACUGCUAACAUGCUGUAAAGGAAAUUCAGGACUGGAAGACAGAUGUACAAAACCCUGCUGUAUUUUACCUUGUGAUUUGGGAACCUCCGCGAGAAUAUAUUUAAAUGCUGCUAAUGUUACAUGAAUUCUUCUACUUUACACUAAAUUUGCCAGUUCAAGCUAUUGGUUUUCCCUUUGUUCAAAAAGUAAGUUCUUUACAUGAUGGUAUUUGUUUUAGAAAAAAAAAAAGAUAUAUAGCACACAGUAGCCUGUUGUGGGUAAUGCAAUAAAAGGUGUAUGGAUUGCUCCAAGUUUAGUAACCCAGCGGUCCCUAAACUUUUUUGCACCUGGAGGAGCGGGGGGGGGGUGUAGAUAGGUAUUUUGGUCCUUAUCGCAAUCAGUAGAAAGCGUCAUGGCAAUGGUGUGUCAGGGAGCUGGGAUUGAAGGUAAUUAGGGCAUUUUUCAUUGUCUUUGCAGCUAUUAUAGACUGCAGCUAAGACCAGAGGGGGGCCAGUUCAGCACAGCCCACGACCCGUUGUUUGGGGACCCCUGUAGUAACCCAUAGCUUCCAAUCAGAUAUUUGUUUAAUGCUGACUGCUGACCGUAGGCCAGGACCAAACAUUUUACCUUGUAGUACUAUUCACAGAUGAAGAAUCUCUACCCGGGUGUCCAUUCAGCUGCCUGCUGGCUUUGGUGCUGAUAUUACCACAUUAAAGUGCAUCAUUGAGGACACGUACUUAUUAUAUUCUCAUAACUGAAUAAAUGCCAAUAGUGCAGGCAGCAGCAGCAUGGGAAUACCAUUAAAGGCUGCUCCAUCUUUAGAUGUCAAUCGUUUUCUCAUAACUUCACCUUUUUGGGGGUGAGAAAACCAGAUACAUUUCUAAACACCUAAGACAAUGUAUCCAGUUCAUUUAGCUUUAUUUGUUUAGUUUUUAAAGUCUGAGAAACUGUAUCAUUUUUAUAUGUGAAAACAAAAGUUAAAUGGGUUGUUCUGCACUUGCAUUGCACCUCACUGUGCAAGCGCAACUUCUCUCUGUUUCCAUAAACAUUUUCGCUUGUUUGUAUGAUUAUUUAUCUAAGACCUUUCCUUUAAUAUCUCCAUUUCUGCCUGCCCAAAGCAUGCAAUUUGAUGAAAUGGUUCUACACAGAAGAGACUGUUCAAAAGGCAUAAGAAAGCGGUCAGCAUAGCCUCUUACUCAGUAAAGCCAAAUAUUGCGUUCGCAUUGACAGAAUACAUAAUCAUGCUGCUUACAGCUUCACAUGAAUCGAGAAGGAAGAACAUUCGCAGUGUUCCCCGUUGAGCAAUAUUUCGUUAAACUAGCAUUGGUUUAUACGUUAUGCUUUGCUCCAUGACAUUGCUGACUUUGGCUUUGAAAGUGAAUAAAUCUCACACAGGCAGGUAUUAAAUUAAGGGCUCAUUUACCCCGGGAUAAAAACUAAGCAUGAUAAUGGGCACAACAGUGGUAUAUACUGUAUCUGCGAUGCAAAGAGUUGCAACAAAAGUAGAGACAAAUUGUAUUGCGGGUGAAAAAAUUUUUUGCACUUUGCCUCAAUUUAGUAAAAAAGCCCUCAUAAAUAAGAAUGCCAUGCCAAUGGCUUUGCAGCACAAUUGUUAUCUGCAUUCAGAUGGUUUUGUCAGUUUUAUAUAUGAAAACCAUAAAAAUUGCAGUUGUGCCUGUUGAGAUUAAGCUUGGUAGAAAAAGUUGUUUAAAAAUGCAAAACCACGUAGUCUUUACUUAUGCCGUAUACGUUUGCACAUUUGAUGCAGAAGAGCAAUUGGCCGUAUCCAGGAGGAAUUGUAGUUGUACUGAAAGAUCAUUUGUUGUUUAGGGGAACCAAGGCACUGCCUGUGAGUUAUAAGGACAUAUCUCUUUCCCUGGCCAAUUAUUUUCUUGCAGUUUUUGAAAUGCUGUAGCAGCUCUUAUGCCGCUUUAUGGCCUCACCAUUUGCUGUCAAGAUAAAUCUAUUAGAAGCAUGAGGCUUCAUAGAAACUGGUGACUGAUCUUGAUCUUCUACGUAUGUCUUAGGUUCUUCUCCCUCUAUAAUUAUAAACAUAACAAGACAUUUUAUAGGUUUGGCCCUUUUUAGGGCUUUCCAACAGUGCCGCCGGCAUACACAAGCAGCCAAUGCCCGGGAGAGUAUAGCUAGAGUUCAUUUUUAUUUAGAUCUGAUAAACUGAAUGUUUUUGGGUAAAAAUCACAACAAAGUACUUAGAUAAAGGUGAAGGAUGAAGUACCUUUUUUUUUUCUUACUAUCCUGAUAAGACAUUCAUUUCUAGCUUCACAGCCAUGUGUCAAUCUAGUUUAGUAUAUACCCCUUUAAUGCAGGGAACAAUCAUGUAAAUACAGUAAAAAUCUAGUGGUUAAAUAAUGUUUUUUUUUUUGCAAACAUUUUUCACUAUAUGUUUUCUUAUAGUUUUUAAAAUAUUCAACAGUCGCUGUUUGUGCCUCAAAUAGAUACUGAUAUUGGCUGAAGAAAAGCAUGCUAGUAGUGUUAUGAAUGAGACAUGGUUGAGGGAAUCCCUGUGUUUUGUGCAGUUUUAUGAUUGAAAAUGUAAUUUUUUUUAAUCCCUCAACCCAACAAUCUUUUCUGAUUUGUGAUGUCUUUUACGUGGGGAUAUAAAUGAUGGGUUCAGGAUUGAUGAAUCGACUUCUCAGGGGAUAUAGAUCUUAGGUCAAAGGGGGCACAUUAAUAAAACAGUAAGUGGGGAUAUGGCUUCCAAGGCACACACAGAAUAAGUUGACCCUUUCUGCAGCCUGGAGCAAGCGUUAUGUGAGCUCUUAGGGGAUGUCUUCUGGCGGAUAAACAACCGUGUGUUAUGAACUGUGCUGUAAAUCCUGCAAAGAAGUCACUACUUCUCCUCACAGAAAUGCUAAUAAAAUUCAACUUAAUUGCUCCAACUUGUCAUUAGCAGCCAGUGGGUCAGCAGAGUAGAACAGAAUGCUGAAGACAAUAGCACAGACACUUUGGGUAUGGCAUGAAAGUUGGAUUGUCUGCCAUGUUGUUCUGUAUGUCCAUGUAGACAGGAUUUGUUUUUGAGACUGUUGAGGAUUUUAUUGUGCCAUUUUUGUCAUAUCACAUUAUUUAUAAUAUUUAUUGUGUUCGCACUUUGAACACAAGAAUAGUUUGGCAUCUCAGAAUGAAUAUUGCAUGGCAGGCGCUUUAAAUCUGUACAUUCCUUUCCUGCAUCUUGUCAUAUAUGUCACAUAUAUUCCCACACAUCACUCUGAAUGUAUACUGAUGCGUAACUAGACAGAAAAUGACAAGCAAACCUCCCAUCCAAAUGGAAAUGAUUUGCAUUUUUUUAUAUGAACGCUACAUAAUGGAGAAUCUAUGCAGGAUGCUGUAGAGAUGUCAUUAGCCAUAACUGCUCAUUAUGAAUGCUAGAGAUGGCAUCACUGUAGAUCCAUAUUGAUUCUCCCACAUUUAUAGAAUUGUAGGGCAGCUGAUUGACCUGUCUCGGUAUAUGCCCCCCUUCAGAAGCAGUUGGAAUCCUCUAAGGAGCAGCAUUUGUAAUCUCACAGAGGAGAUAAUGAAACCUAUUUAUGAUAUAUUGAGAUGGCUAUAGGGAGCAAAUUGAGGAAGGCUGAUGUGCAGUAGUCUGGCUUCAUACCUUUAUGAAAACUCCUUUUAUUUCAAUCACAUCUUUCAGCCAGUCCUAUUUUACAUGUUUUAAUGAUAAUUGUGGAUCUAGUCCAUGCAUAGGAGAACUACAGGCUAACUAAAGAAGUAGCUAGAAAUGUUGUACAUUAUGUUUUGGGCUUCUGUACCAGCCCAAGGCAACCACA